CCUCCUCCUCCGCAGCCGCAGCUCUUCCAGAUGGCGACUCCGCAGCUGGCACCUUGUCAGCGUCCCGGGGCAGCUUAUAUCUUUUCUCGGAGACCCGCCUCCUGGGCUCCCUGGCUCGGGUCAACGCCACACCAGCCAGAGAGAGGAGGAGGGAGACAGAGAGGAAGGAGGGGAAGGGAGGGAGGGAGAGGAGGGGGUGGAACCCUGCAGAGACCUGGAGGAGGUGGCCACGAGCUGCUCACGCCUGGACCGUGUACAGUCUGCUGCCAGAGUUUGGGAAGAUUUCAGAGGACACAGAGAAGCCUUGCAGACCUGGGAAUCUGAUCUGAGUCUUGGAUUUAGAAUUUGGCCAAGUGCACAGGAGGUGGAGAGGGCGGUGUCGACAGGCAGAGCUGGAUGGAUCAAGCCUACGUGUGGUCAAAGGAGCAGAUGGCAGGACUGAAGCACUGUAUGAUGGGGAUUGUGAAAGUUAGGGUUUGAAAUGCAACUUUUUUGGCUGGAUCCUGAGUGCCUAGCUGAGCACUUUGGACUCUAACCUGGAGAUGCCGGAGCGUGUACAGGACAAAGUCCUUUCCAAAUCCAACUCACAGCAGAUGGAGCACAAGCCAAAACCAACACACUGAAAUGCCGCAGGCAAAGUGCAGAGGUCCACGUGUGCCUGUGUUUGUGUGUGUGCUCACAUACAUCUGAUCCAAGAUGGGCCGAUCUGUCUUAUCACUAUUUGACUUGAAGAAGGUAACGUUGUUAAUGUAUCAACAAGCUCGGUCUGGGUCAGUGGUGUGAUCUGGCUGGGAAGCCUGCCUUUCAGGCUGCUGCAGCAGAGCUGAGCCUCCUGAACAAAAGCCAUGCUGGUAUACUGUUUUCUUCCCCCAAGUUCAGAAGAGAACUGCUUCGCUAAGGACAUUCAUCCAGGAGCUUCCUGAGAUUUUUCCCAGGGGCAGCUUUUUGUCUUGUAUUCUAUUUCCAUCCAGAUUUUUCUUGGACUCAGAGCCAACUUGACUUUCUCAGAUCAUUAUACUUCACACAAAAUAUUCUAAGCCACCUGAGGUGACCCUUUCAAAAGCUGUCUGAGUGGAAAUGUAUUGAGAUGUAUUGAUACACAGUACAACUGGAGUAACCAGUUGCUCCGAUUUGCCUAGAACUGGAAGGUUUCCUGGAAUGUGGAACUUUCAGAGUUCAAAGGAGGCCCCUGGGCUAACCAAGAUGGCUGAUCACUGUGCCACACACCCACAUCGUCUCCUUCAGGACGUGCUGCCACCUGCAGUGGUUUUUCUCAAAGAGACUGAGGUGGAUACGCGUCUCAGUCUUCUGUCCAGGGUGGUCCAGCACACAAGAGAAAGCUGAGCUCUACCGGCCUGGAGAAAGUACCAAGCACAGUGCCUGGCACAAACGUGAGAGCACUGACCAUGCCAGAAAUCCUGUCUUCUCAUGGCCACCAACAUCUGUCCGGCGCUUCCAGCAUACGGUGCCCCCUCCAGCCUCCUGGCACCCACAGACAGGUGAGGUCCUCUCUGGGGACCACCCCAUUGACUGAAGAUGACACCACUUCUUCUCCUGUGUUUUGCUUUGCCCGGCCUCCUGUGUGCCCAGCAAGCCUGCUCCCGUGGGGCCUGCUAUCCUCCUGUUGGGGACCUACUCAUUGGGAGGACCCAAUUUCUCCGAGCUUCAUCCACCUGUGGGCUGACCAAGCCUGAGACCUACUGCACCCACUACGGUGAGUGGCAGAUAAAAUGCUGCAAGUGUGACUCCAGGCUGCCUCACAAUUACAACAGUCACCGAGUGGAGAACGUGGCUUCCUCCUCAGGCCCCACACGUUGGUGGCAGUCACAGAACGAUGUCAGCCCUGUCUCUCUGCAGCUGGACUUGGAUAAGAGAUUCCAGCUUCAUGACAUUAUGUUGGAUUUUAAGGGACCCAUGCCUGCCGGCAUGCUGAUCGAGCGCUCCUCUGACUUCGGCAAGACCUGGAGGGUAUACCAGUACCUGGCUGCAGACUGCACCUCUGCCUUCCCCAGGGUCCGCCAGGGCCAGCCUCAGAGCUGGCAGGAUGUUCGGUGCAAGUCCCUGCCCCAGAGGCCUAACGGGCACCUAAAUGGGGGAAAGGUCCAACUUAACCUUAUGAAUUUAGCAUCUGAGAUUCCAGCAACUCAAAGUCAAAAAGUUCAAGAGCUGGGUGAGAUCACAAACUUGAGGGUCAACUUCACCAGACUGGCCUCCGUGUCACAGAGGGGCUACCACGCACCUAGCGCCUACUUUGCUGUGUCUCAGCUGCGUCUGCAGGGGAGCUGCUUCUGUAACGGCCAUGCUGAUCGCUGUGCCCCCAGACCCGGAGCCCCUGCAAGCCCCUCCACUGCUGUGCAGGUCCAUGAUGUCUGCGUGUGCCAGCACAACACCGCCGGAGCCCACUGUGAACGCUGUGCGCCCUUCUACCACAACCGGCCCUGGAGCCCUGCGGAGGGUCAGGAUCCCCACGAAUGCCAAAGGUGUGACUGCAAUGGGCACUCAGAGACAUGUCACUUCGACCCAGCUGUGUUUGCUGCCAGCCAGGGCACACACGGAGGUGUGUGCGACAAUUGCCGGGACCACACAGAGGGCAGGAACUGCGAACGGUGCCAGCUGCACUAUUUCCGGAACCGGCGCCCGAGCGCACCCAUUCAGGAAGCCUGUAUUCCCUGCGAGUGUGAUCCAGAUGGAGCAGUGCCAGGGGCUCCUUGUGACCCAGUGACUGGGCAGUGCGUGUGCAAGGAGCAUGUGCAGGGAGAGCGUUGUGACCUGUGCAAGCCGGGCUUCACCGGACUCACCUACGCCAAUCCGCAGGGCUGCCAUCGCUGUGACUGCAGCCUCCUGGGCUCCCGGCAGGACAUGCCGUGCGACGAGGAGAGCGGGCGCUGCCUGUGCCUGCCCAACGUGGUGGGCCCCAAGUGUGACCAGUGUGCUGCCUACCACUGGAAGCUGGCCAGCGGCCGGGGCUGUGAGCCGUGUGCCUGUGACCCACGCAACUCCCUCAGCCCCCAGUGCAACCAGUUCACAGGGCAGUGUCCCUGUCGGGAAGGGUAUGGAGGCCUGACCUGUAACGCCGCAGCCAUCCGCCAGUGUCCGGAUCGCACCUACGGAGACAUGGCCACGGGAUGCCGAGCCUGUGACUGCGACUUCCGGGGAACAGAGGGCCCAGGCUGUGACAAGGCCUCGGGCCGCUGCCUGUGCCGCCCUGGCUUGACUGGACCCCGCUGUGACCGGUGCCAGCGAGGCUACUGUGACCGCUACCCAGUGUGUGUGGCCUGCCACCCUUGUUUCCAGACGUAUGAGGCAGACCUCCGGGGGCAGGCCACGCGUCUCGGCAGCCUCCGCAACGCCACUGCCAGCCUGUGGUCUGGGCCGGGUUUGGAGGACCCUGGCCUAUCCUCCCGCAUCCUGGACGCAAAGAGCAAGAUUGAACAGAUCCGAGCGAUUCUCAGCAGUGCCUCGGUCACAGAGCAGGAGCUGGCCCGGGUGGCCAAUGCCAUUUCCUCCAUCAGACGAACUCUCCAGGACCUGCAGCAGGAUCUGACCCUCCAGGAUGAGACGGUGUCUCUCCCAGGAGACCUGGGAAGUCUGGACAGAAGCUUCAAUCACCUCCUCAUCCUGUACCAGAGCAAGAGGGAGCAGUAUGAAAAAAUAAGCAGUGCUGACCCAUCAGGAGCCUUCCGGAUGCUGACCACAGCCUUCCAGCGUUCGGCCCAGGCUGCCCAGCAGGUGGCUGACAGCUCCCGCUUGCUGCACCAGCUCAGAGAGAGCCGGAGAGAGGCGGAGAGGCUGGAGGGGCAGAUGACAGGAGGAGGGCAUGGUGCCAGCAGUCCCCAGCUUGCAGCCCUGAGGCUGGAGAUGGCUACUUGGCCUGACCUCACACCCACCAUCAACAAGCUCUGUGGGGGCUCCAGGCAGACGCCCUGCACACCAGGAGCGUGCCCUGGGGAGCUGUGUCCCCGAGACAAUGGCACGGCCUGUGGCUCCCACUGCAGGGGUGCCCUGCCGAGGGCUGGAGGGGCCAUCCGGAUGGCAGGGCAGGUUGCUGAACAGCUGCGAGGCUUCAACGCCCAGCUCCAGCAGACCAGGGAGAUGAUCAGGGCAGCCGAGGAGGCCGCGUCACAGGUGCAGUCAGAUGCUCAGCGCCUGGAGACCCAGGUGAGCACCAGCCGCUCCCAGAUGGAGGAGGACGUCCGGCGCACGCGGCUCCUCAUCCAGCAGGUCCGGGACUUCCUUGCAGACCCCGACACCGACGUAGCCACCAUCCAGGAGGUCAGUGAGGCCGUGCUGGCCCUGUGGCUGCCCACAAACUCGGAGACAGUCCUACGGAAGAUGAACGAGAUCCAGGCCAUUGCAGCCAGGCUCCCCAAUGUGGAUCUGGUGCUGUCCCAGACCAAGCAAGACAUUGCACGGGCCCGCAGGCUACAGGCUGAGGCUGAGAAGGCCAGGAGCCGGGCCCAUGCAGUGGAGGGCCAGGUGGAGGAUGUGGUUGGAAACCUGCGGCAGGGCACGGUGGCACUGCAGGAAGCCCAGGACACCAUGCAAGGCACUAGCCGCUCCCUUCGGCUUAUCCAGGACAGGGUUGCUGAGGUUCAGCAAGUACUGGGGCCAGCAGAAAGGCUGGUGACGGGCAUGACGGAUCAGCUCGGUGACUUCCGGACACGGAUGGAGGAGCUCCGCCGCCAGGCACGGCAGCAGCAGGCACAGGCUACCCAGGCCCAGCAGCUCGCAGAGGGUGCCAGUGAGCGGGCACUGAGUGCCCAGGAGGGAUUUGAGAGAAUAAAGCAAAAAUAUGCCGAGUUGAAGGACCGGUUGGGUCGGACUCCCAUGCUGGGAGAGCAAGGCAGCCGGAUCCUGAGCGUUAAGAUGGAGGCAGAGGAGCUGUUUGGGGAGACCAUGGAGAUGAUGGACAGAAUGAAAGACAUGGAAUCAGAGCUGCUACGGGGGAGCCAGGCCAUCACACUGCGCUCGGCGGACCUGACAGGCCUGGAGAAACGUGUGGAGCAGAUCCGCGACCACAUCAAUGGGCGUGUGCUCUACUACGCCACCUGCAAGUGAUGCUCUCCCCUGGGCCCUGGCUCUCUCUUCUGCCCCCUUUGAUUUUGUGGGGAGACAUCAGGUUGGAGUGUUUUCUAUUCUAGGAAACCUUCAUGCAGCCUCAAGCACACCUGUGACCUCCUGGGUAGGGCUAUUAUGAUUGCCCUGGGCAGCAGCUGCCCCUGGGGAGAUAGAGAUGGAGCUGGACUGGACAGUGUCUGCACCCUUUGUCCUCCACUGUGGCUGGAUUGUGAACCGAUACAAAAGCUUACCGAUACAAAACGAUGUACAAAUGAAAAGCCCAAUAAAAAUCUUUGGAAAGGAGCCUGGAAGCUCCAAGAGGGA
Tupaia belangeri chinensis (Chinese tree shrew) is the source of this 5382-nucleotide messenger RNA. It is a transcript of the gene LAMB3, whose product is annotated as laminin subunit beta 3. The coding region runs from base 1537 to 5058 and encodes 1173 amino acids. Gene Ontology annotation, biological process: cell migration; basement membrane assembly; tissue development. The record is from RefSeq and is a predicted model, not a curated record. Lineage: Eukaryota; Metazoa; Chordata; Mammalia; Scandentia; Tupaiidae. The transcript has 25 exons. Gene Ontology annotation, cellular component: laminin trimer.